Theileria equi strain WA is the source of this 873-nucleotide messenger RNA. RefSeq lists its product as hypothetical. Bases 1 to 873 code for a protein of 290 amino acids. The record is from RefSeq and is a predicted model, not a curated record. The transcript is spliced from 8 exons. Lineage: Eukaryota; Apicomplexa; Aconoidasida; Piroplasmida; Theileriidae.
AUGUCUAAUUUUACAUGCAUGGGUCUAUCACUGAUCUUAAACUCCUUAAAAUGCCUAGAAACACCAAACUACGAUAUCAUUGAUUUAGUAGCUAAUCAGAUUUGUCUAAAUAUGGAUAAGGCAAACAUGCAAGACAUUACUUUAAUUGCAAACUCCCUAUCAUAUUUUCACAUAUAUCACCUGAGGUUUUGGAACAGUUUGAGUAGCUCCUUGUCACUGCGCCAUCACCAAAUAACACCUUUACAAUCCUCGCUGCUAGUUGCAGCAAUGGCGAAAUUGGACAUACGGCUCUACAGGGUUCCAUUUAUUUUGGGUAUAUUGAAAAGUAAAUUAUAUCCAUCGGUUGAUAAGAAUGAGCUUCCAAGUAACCUUCUAACACUAGUUAUGCACUCUUUUGCAAAAUUGGAAUUUGAUGCCCGUAAUUUUUAUUCUUUAUGUGUAUCAUCAUUUGGAAAUAUAUUACUGGAGAGACCAGAACAAGUUGAUGGUCAAUCUCACGUACUCUUCCUAUAUGCCUCCGUCUGUCUUUUAGAACCAGAACACCAAAUUGUUGAAAACAGUUUGAGAUAUAUUUCAACAAAAUCGGAGUAUCUGAACAACUAUAAAACAAUAAAGCUAAAGGCUGUUGUAGAUUUUCUAGAUUACAAAUAUCCAGAUUUCGUUAAUAAUCUUGACGAAAAACUGAAAUCAUUCAUUAAUACACUGAAAUCUACAAAGACUAAAAAGGUAGAUGAAAUAGAUAUGAUAUUGUGCGACAGAUUGAAAGAAAACUUUCUCGAUGGGCCAUUGAAGUCUCAAGAUUAUUGGAAAAGAGUGGAGUUAAACAUAAAAGAAAUGUACUCUUUGAUUACAUUUAUGUUGACAUAUACAUGA